AUGACGGUGUACAGAUACUCAGCCAUACAUCAAACGAGCUGUUGCCGAGGUGCAACAGGCCACGCAAGAAACCGUCCCAUCCAGCUUACUUCGGCAAGCCAAUCAAACCUUGUCAGCUUUCGACGACCUUACACAUUCCACCGAGGUCGUCGCGCGGAAAUUGUGUCGGAUCUGCGUGUUGCUAAAGGUCAGCUGCAGCUGAACGGCUUUGACAACGCCGGCGGGGCACAGGCCAUUGCCAGAGAGUUGAUUACGAAGAUCACCGAACAAGGCAUCAAAGGGUUUUUCGGAAGAAUUUGGAGGUGGUUCAAAAGAGCUGUCCGGAUAGCCCAUCGUGUGAUCGCUUUCAUAGAUGGCUUUGUGAAUGGUAGUGGUAAGGCUAAUGAUGCUACCGCUGAUGACAGUGCACUGAUCAAGAGCGUCAGCGAGGUCGUUGACUAUUUUAAGCCACAUGCUGCUAAGGAAAUCGGGGCGGCAUACCAAUUUGCUGCUGACUCCGUUCUCAUCACUAGCACACAGCAUCAUACCGAAGUCGUCCGAGCCGCUCAAGAUUUCCUUGGAUUUCUGGUUAAAUAUGAAGGCACUUUGGGCAAGGUCUACGCGGAAACCGUACAGGCCGUCGAAUCACUAAUAAAAGAGUAAAAAACUAUGGGCUUAUAUGUAUCUGUCGUUGUAAAACGGGCAGUUGAUUUCCCUUCUUUACAGCGCCGAUUGUCGUUAAUGUGUUUGACACGGUACAUAUGUAUAAUUAUGUUUUAAACCGGAAAUGAGUUUGUGACUGUACAUGUCAGCUUUUUGUAAACUAGCUGACUACUUCAAUGGUUUUAAUUCGAUCCUUCGUACAUAAAAAACGAUAUCAACGUCAUCUAAACUAAAUCUGACCU
Paramacrobiotus metropolitanus is the source of this 884-nucleotide messenger RNA. RefSeq lists its product as uncharacterized. NCBI's taxonomy places the organism in Eukaryota, Metazoa, Tardigrada, Eutardigrada, Parachela, Macrobiotidae. The record is from RefSeq and is a predicted model, not a curated record. The transcript is spliced from 3 exons. The coding region runs from base 1 to 642 and encodes 213 amino acids.